UCUAUGUUAUGGUCUGCAGUUCGAAGCCACAGUUCCCAGAGUAGUUCACAACAGCAAGGACUUGUUGCCAAAACGUCAUUGUCUUCGUCUCCAUGGCCUGUGUUCAGACUGCCAGAUCCAGUAGAAGAGACAAAGUACCAUACAGAGGUCGUACAAAGGGUGAACGAAAUGAUUGCCACUGGGCAGUAUGGAAGGCUCUUUGCUGUGGUUCAUUUGGCCAGCAAGCAGUGGAAGGUCACCAGCGAAGACUUGAUUCUAAUGGAAAACGUUCUCCCGGCUGAAUGUGGAGACAGAAUCCGACUUGAAAAGGUCUUGCUGGUUGGUGCUGAUGACUUCACGCUAAUUGGAAGGCCACUUCUGGGGAAAGAUCUUGUCCGCGUAGAAGCCAUAGUUAUUGAGAAGACAGAAUCUUGGCCAAAAAUUAACAUGAAGUUUUGGAAGAGGCACAAUUAUCGAAAGAAAAAAAUUAUCGUGCAGCCACAGACGGUUCUCCGGAUAAACUCCAUAGAAAUUUUCCCUUGUUUGUCAUGAUCAGCUGUUGGUCUAAUUGUGGCUAGGUUUAUUUUUACUGCUUUAGGCAGCUAUGGAAGUAAAACUUCUUGUGAUUGGAAAGUCCUGAGCUUAUCCUGUUAUAGUCUGUAAUGGAAACCUAUCUGUACUUUUCUUUAAAACAAAUGAAAUCUUUUUUGUUAAAGUAUUAUUUUAGCCUGGACAGUGUGUGUUUGUAACAAAUUCCUUUUGAAAUUCAGGCUCCAUUCAUGAUUGACCAGAUGUUUAAUUCCAGUACAGUCUCUGCUGAACUCUCACACGAGAUACCACGUUAUUGGAAAUGGGAAAUCAAGCCCUUAGUUCAACCUCUAAAAUGGGGAUGAUCCAAAGGUUGGAAAAGAGAAAAGCCUAUGUAACCCCCGCCUUGCUGCUUUCCUUGGGUUCUGGUUAUAUGGCAUGUCAGUAACCCCACUGAUUUGAAAGGGAUUGCUGUUGUGCUUGGGUAUCCACACAAUCAAGUAUUUUGUUGGAUUGGGAUACUAAUGCAUGAACGUAAGUGAAUACUACAAUGGGGAUAGUAGACAUUCAACAGAGAGGUGUAGAGCAUGGUCCCCCUGACAGUCCUUGCGGCUGUUCCAUGCUAUAGAAAUCCCAUGCCAGUUUAACAUGUAAUGGUUCCUUCAGUUCUGUAGCCUCAGGGACUAUCAAUAUGGUACAUAACAAACCUGGGGCAGAAGAGAGAGAUGACUCUGGUGACUAGAGGCCUCUGUGUGAGUUUGCCGAUGGUUACCAAACAACAAAAAUCCUUGUUAAUGAAUAGCAAAAGGGAGGUAGCUGAGGAACUAACCUGCUUAUAGGUCAGCCAAAAAGCCUUAUUAUUUUUUAAAAGCCAUUCAGAAUCCCAACCCAUUAACAGCAUCAUGUAUGUGUGUAUAUGUAUAUGUACACACAGCAUUAGAAAGACAAAUCUCUAGGGUAUUUGCAAAUGUCUUUUGGUUCUUCUGCAAAAGAGAUAAAUAAUGGAAGGAUAUGUUGGAAAAUGGGUUUUUUAGUUAUAGCUUUGAAUGGAUGCUGGGGAUAAGGUUUCAGUUCCAGCCUUUCCACAGGCUUACUUUUUGAUCUUGGGUAAGUCAUGUAAUCUUUUUGUCUCAGUUCUCCAUCUGUCAUGGUGGGAUAGUGUUCUUACAACCCUUUUUCUGUUCAAGGACUGGGUCAAGGAUUGUCUCUUGGAGAUCAUAGAGCUAACAGUGCCCAGCACAAAGCAGCUCUGAUUUCAUCUCAAGGAGCUGCUGGAAUAUAACCAGUAAUAACAAAAUAAAAUGUUUUUCUAUCCCUCUU
Messenger RNA from Alligator sinensis (Chinese alligator), 1827 nucleotides. It is a transcript of the gene MRPL21, whose product is annotated as mitochondrial ribosomal protein L21. Bases 4 to 531 code for a protein of 175 amino acids. Gene Ontology annotation, cellular component: mitochondrial large ribosomal subunit; ribosome. Gene Ontology annotation, molecular function: structural constituent of ribosome. The record is from RefSeq and is a predicted model, not a curated record. NCBI's taxonomy places the organism in Eukaryota, Metazoa, Chordata, Crocodylia, Alligatoridae. The transcript is spliced from 6 exons.